ACUGUUCCCCUCGACGAGACAUAUGCGGAGACUGUCAACUAUCACGGCCGAGUCUUCCAGCAGCAUGCCUUGGACAGCAAGAUAUAUUAUGCGCCGAUCGAUGAUGAAGAAAUAGCGCGAUUGGGGAACAUGCACACUAUGCUUCGCACGGUUUUCGACAACAGAUUGAUAUUUCCUCCCGUUGUCAGGCCGCAGAGGAUCCUCGAGUGCGGAUUUGGGGCAGCACACUGGGCCGUCGAUGUUGCUGAACACUAUCCAGAUGCAGAGGUUGUUGGUUUAGAUAUCAGUCCGCACAUGAUUCCCGAGGAGAUGCCCCACAAUCUCGACCUUCAAGUUGAUGAUCUGAAUGGAGAGUUCACGUUUCCCUCCAACUAUUUCAAUGUCGUUCACAGCCAGAUGAUGGCUGGAGGGAUCCACGCGACCCGUUGGCCAAGCUAUUUGCAAGACAUGUACCGCGUUCUGCUGCCAGGUGGUUGGUGUCAACUUGUUGAGAUAUAUUUCAAUGCUCAGUCAGACAAUGGAACUCUGUCACCAGAUCACGCACUUUCGAGAUGGUCUCGCGGAUACCUCGACGCCCUACAUCCUCAAAAGGACCCACGGGCAGCUCUUCGCCUCAAAGAUUGGAUGAGAAACGCCGGCUUCACUGACAUAGAGUCGCGCCUUUUGACUCUGCCAAUGUGUCCCUGGCCAACCGAUCCCCGUGAUCAUGCGAUUGGUGCCCUAAACGUCAGCAAUGUCAGUCAACUGCUUUAUUCGAUGGGCCUGUAUCCCUUCACGCAUAUUCGAGGUAUGCCUCUGGAGGACUUCCAGCUCCUGGUAGCUCAAGCUAGAAGCGAGGCCACCAAUUCGUCGUAUAGGGUG
Molecule: messenger RNA, 861 nt
Organism: Trichoderma reesei QM6a
Lineage: Eukaryota; Fungi; Ascomycota; Sordariomycetes; Hypocreales; Hypocreaceae
Exons: 7
Molecular function (GO): methyltransferase activity
Source: RefSeq, a predicted model, not a curated record